Messenger RNA from Rotaria socialis, 276 nucleotides. The record is from the annotation of a GenBank genome assembly. Lineage: Eukaryota; Metazoa; Rotifera; Eurotatoria; Philodinida; Philodinidae.
AUGUAUAUAAGCAAUGAUAGCGUUAAAGAAGCAAUCCACAACACUCAUACGAAAUCAGCAAUGGGCCAAACUCAAUCAGUACAAAAACAGGACUCCGCAGCAAUAAGAAUUGACGCGGCAGCUCAAAAUCAAAACAAUAAACAAGUCACCAAUGAGGAUACUGAUAUCAAAGAAUUUUUAGAAAAUGGUACCAAUCAUAUUAUGGAAAUAAUCAAGCAGUGUAUUGAAGAUUCGAAAGAACUUCAAGAUCAUGAAUAUAAAACCGAAUUCAUUUAA